Messenger RNA from Syzygium oleosum, 3346 nucleotides. Its product is annotated as insulin-degrading enzyme-like 1, peroxisomal. Lineage: Eukaryota; Viridiplantae; Streptophyta; Magnoliopsida; Myrtales; Myrtaceae. Gene Ontology annotation, molecular function: metal ion binding; metalloendopeptidase activity. The record is from RefSeq and is a predicted model, not a curated record. Bases 116 to 3031 code for a protein of 971 amino acids. The transcript is spliced from 26 exons. Gene Ontology annotation, cellular component: cytosol; mitochondrion. Gene Ontology annotation, biological process: peptide catabolic process.
CUUUUCGAGUCAAGGAAGUUCACAUGUUCAGACACGGUGGGCUGAGCUCAAACUAGAAAAACGAAGAUCAAGAACUCUUCCUUUCUAAGCUUUUCUUCAACACAGAGAAAGCAGAAUGGCAAAAGCUAUGGUGGAUCAUUGCAUAAUCAAGGCCAGAAAUGACAGGCGACAGUACAGGAGGGUCGUUCUUGAGAACUCUCUGGAGGCUCUUCUCGUCAGCGAUCCUGACACUGAUAAGUGUGCUGCUUCUAUGGAUGUGGGUGUCGGCCACUACAGCGACCCUCCGGGCAUCGAGGGUCUUGCUCAUUUCCUCGAGCAUAUGCUGUUUUAUGCGAGCGAGAAGUAUCCCGAGGAGGAUAGUUUUGACAAAUACACAUCUCAGCAUGGAGGAGGAACAAAUGCUUUGACAGGUUCUGACCAUACCAACUAUCAUUUUGUUGCAAAUGCUGAUUGUUUUGAGGAGGCUUUGGACAGAUUUUCUCAGUUCUUUGUCAAGCCAUUGAUGUCAUCCGAUGCUGUUAAGAGGGAGAUCAAAGCAGUUGAUUCUGAGUUCCAAAAGAACUUCCUUUCUGAUUCUUGGAGAAUAGGCCAGCUUCGGAGCCAUCUGAGCAUGGAAGCACAUCCCUAUCAUAAGUUUGGUACCGGAAACAGACAAACUUUAGAAGUUCAACCGAAGGCUAAGGGGAUUGACAUAAGGCAAGAACUCAUUAAGUUCUAUGAAGAAAAUUACUCUGCCAACCUCAUGCGUUUAGUUGUUUACGGCAAAGGAUCUCUUGAUAAAAUCCAAGAUCUCGUGGUCCAAAAGUUCAACGCUAUUUCCAACAACAAGGAGAGCAGUUUUCAUAUUUCUGGUCACCCUUGCGUAGGGGAACAUUUACAGGUUCUUGUUAAAGCAGUUCCAAUAUGUGAUGAUCACACGCUACAAGUUCAGUGGCCAAUGCCUUGCAGCAUUCACCAUUACAAAGAAGUCCCAUGCAGCUACCUCACCCAUCUUAUAGGCCAUGAGGGAGAAGGAUCUCUGUUUCAUGCCUUAAAAAGAUUAGGAUGGGCCGCUAGUUUGUCUGCUUAUGAGAGCUUUGCGGAUUCAAAUACCUCUUUCUUUAAUGUUGUUAUUGAGAUGACUGAUGCUGGUCAUGAGCACAUGCAAGAUAUCGUGGGAUUGCUCUUUAAAUGCAUUGACAUCUUACACCAGUCUGGCAUUUGCGAGUGGAUAUAUGACGAGAUUGCAGCUGUAAAUGAGACGAUGUUCCAUAAUCAGGAUAAGAUAUCUCCAAUGAGUUAUGUGCUCUCUAUAGCAUCAAAUAUGAAGUUGUACCCGCCAAAAGAUUGGCUAGUGAAGUCGUCCUUGCCUUCCAAAUUUAAUCCCAGCAUCAUCCGUGCAGUACUCGAGAAGCUUUCUUCAGAAAACUUCCGAAUUUUUUGGGUGUCAAAGAAAUUUGAAGGGGAAACUAACAUGGUUGAGCCAUGGUAUGCAACUGCAUAUUGUGUAGAUAAACUUACCGACUCGACAAUCCAGGAAUGGGUGCAGCAUGCUCCAAGUGAACAUCUUCAUUUGCCAGUGGCUAAUCAGUUUAUUGCCACUGACUUGUCCCUCAAGAAGACUGCUAAGGUCAUGUAUCCAGUUUUGUUGAGGAAAACAAGCUUUUCGACGUUAUGGUACAAGCCUGAUACGGUGUUCUCUGUUCCUAAGGCUACUGUACAUCUAAAAUUCAACUGCCCUUAUGCUUGCAACUCUCCUCAUGCUGAACUUCUUGCAAGAAUUUUUAAGCAUUUAGUAUGUGAUUACUUGAAUGAAUAUGCGUAUUAUGCUGAGCUUGCUGGACUAUAUUACGGAAUAUGCCAGACAGAUGAUGGAUUUGAGCUCAAUGUCAGUGGCUAUAAUCAUAAGUUGCGGGUAUUACUGGAUACCGUCCUGAAAGCAAUGGCAAAUUUUACAGUGAAGCCAGAAAGAUUUUCUGUGAUCAAGGAGAAGUUGACAAAAAGUUAUCAGAAUUUCAAAUUUGAUGAGCCAAGGUUUCAUGCCUCAUAUUAUCGCUCUUUAAUAUUAAAUGACCAUUCAUGGCCUUGGGAGGAAGAUCUAGAAAUACUUGAGACUCUUAAGCCUAACGACCUUUCACGGUUUGCACCUACAAUGCUCUCGAGAGCAUUCUUAGAAUGUUACAUAGCAGGGAAUAUAGAGCGUGAUGAAGCAGAGUCAAUUGUUCAUCAUAUCGAAGAUAUUUUCUUUGAUGGUUCUCAUCCUAUAUGCAAGCCAGUGCUCCAAUCCCAGCUCAUAACAAGCAGACUCGUCGCACUUGAUGAGGGUGUAAGUUACGUCUACUCAACUGAAGGCCUAAACCCUAAUGAUGAGAAUUCUGCAUUGGUUCACUAUAUUCAGAUCCAUCAAGAUGACAUUACUUUGAACGUACAACUUCAGCUUUUGGCUUUUAUAGCAAGGCAUGAAGCCUUCCACCAACUCAGAACGGUUGAGCAACUCGGUUAUGUCUGUUCGCUCACACAUCGAUACGACCUUGGUGUGCACGGUCUGCAGUUCACUGUUCAGUCUGCUGUGAAGUGUCCAAAAUACAUCGACACAAGAGUCCAGAGCUUUCUCAAGUCUUUUGAAAGUAAACUUGUCGAGAUGAGCGAGGUCGAAUUCAAGAGCCAUUUAAAUGCACUAAUUGAAUCAAAGCUGGAGAAGGACAAGAAUUUGUGGGAAGAAUGUGAGCGUCACUGGGAAGAGAUAACGGAUAGAACUUUCCUAUUUGAUCGAGUCGAAACUGAGGUUGCCGCUUUAAGGAAGCUGACAAAACAAGAAUUGAUAGCUUUCUUCCACAAGCACAUAAGAAUUGGAGCGCCUAAGAGGAAGGUGCUCAGUGUACGAGUUUAUGGGAGCAAGCAUUCUUCAGAUUUCGUAGUGGAUAAAAAUGAAGCAGUUGGACCAAACACAGUACGAAUAGAUGACAUUUUCAGCUUCAGGGCAUUGCAACCUCUUUACGGUUCACACAGAAGAGGGUACGAACGGAUGGAAGUUCACAGCAGUUCUAAAUAAGCUAGAGUUGAGGAUCUCAUGAAACAUUACUCCAAAGUCCAUAUCAUGGUGCACUUGCCCUGUGGCAUCUGUACCCUGUAGCGUUUAGUGUUUGGUGUGCGUACAUGACUAAUGCAUCCCUUGGGAUUUACUAGAUAGCGGAAUCCAACAAUAGGUGGUUUCUCCAGUUCAAUGUUCCUGACUGAGGGAGAAAACUGCUGGUGCUGGAUUUAAGGUGUUAUGCAUAUCCGGAUCUAUACCAUUGAGAGUUUCAUAGCAAAACAAACUCAUAAACUAUGAGGAAAUUUUCAAAUUGAAGAAUGUCCUACUUGCCAA